AUGAAGUACACUGCGCCGCCCCAGCGCGACUCCUGGUUCGCCCCGCUAUCAAUCGACCUCAUCAUCAAGGUCCUCAAAGUGACCUUCCUCCAUCCCUUCAUCUGCUGGAUCAUCCCGCUAUGUUUUCGCGCGCAAAACUACCCAUAUACCCACUUCAAGAUGGUGUACUCGAUCAUCUGGGCGACCUUCAUCACGCUCUGCUGGAUGGCCGGCAUCAUAAAUAAGAGGAUGGCCUUUGGUCUACCCAGGGAAGUCGAUCUCGGCGAGGAGGUUAUCGUCAUAACGGGCGGCGCGAGCGGCCUGGGAUUGUUGAUUGCGGAGGUGUAUGGUAUGAGGGGAGCUUCGGUGGCCGUGCUGGAUGUCAAUGAGAUGGAGAAUUUGGAGGCGAGGGGCGUCACAUUUUAUAGAUGUGAUAUCACGGAUAAGGAGGCGCUUGCCAAGGUCGCCAAGCAGGUCGAGGCAGAUCUCGGAACGCCCACGGUCCUCAUCAACAACGCCGCCAUCGUCCAUGGCAAGACGCUCCUCGACAUGUGCUUCUCCGAGCUCGAUAAGAGCCUCACCACAAACCUCACGGCUCAGUUCUACGCCAUCAAGACCUUCCUCCCCGCCAUCAUCCGCGGCGGCAAGGGCGGCACCGUCGUCACCAUCUCUAGUGUUCUGGGCCACGUCGGCGCCGCCCGCCUCACGGAUUACUCGGCCGCCAAAGCCGGGCUUACGGCCCUCCACAAGUCCCUCACGGCCGAGCUCCGCGCGUCCCACCCGGACAUCCGCACCGUCCUCGUCGAGCCGGGUCAGCUCAGCACGCCGCUCUUCUACGGCGUGCAGACGCCCAACUCGUUCUUCGCGCCCGUCGUCGAGCCCGUCGACGUCACCAAGGAGAUCGUCGCGGCUAUCGACGGCGGGUACAGCACGCACGUCGGGUUCCCGUUUUAUGCGAGGUGGAUCGAUUAUUAUAAUAUUCUCCCGCUGGGCCUGCAGCAGUUGGCGAGGAAGCUGGCUGGGGUGGAUACGGCGAUGGAGACGUUCAUUGGGAGGCAGGGAAUGGCUGCUAUGCAGAAGGCCUAG
Molecule: messenger RNA, 1065 nt
Organism: Scedosporium apiospermum
Lineage: Eukaryota; Fungi; Ascomycota; Sordariomycetes; Microascales; Microascaceae
Product: Short-chain dehydrogenase reductase family
Exons: 2
Coding region: 1-1065 (354 amino acids)
Molecular function (GO): oxidoreductase activity, acting on the CH-OH group of donors, NAD or NADP as acceptor
Source: RefSeq, a predicted model, not a curated record